Messenger RNA from Solanum tuberosum (potato), 2138 nucleotides. RefSeq lists its product as uncharacterized. NCBI's taxonomy places the organism in Eukaryota, Viridiplantae, Streptophyta, Magnoliopsida, Solanales, Solanaceae. The transcript has 2 exons. The record is from RefSeq and is a predicted model, not a curated record. Bases 501 to 1985 code for a protein of 494 amino acids.
CUUUUGCUGCUCUGUUUUCUUUUUAUUUUUAUACAGUGACUGUGAUCAGUGAUGUGUGUAUGCUUGCUGCCCUGUUUUUUUUUAUUUCAAUACAGUGUGACUGCUCUGGUUGCUGCUCUUAAAUCUUAAUAGUCUUUAUUUUUCUUACUUAGUAAAUUUGUUGUUCUGUUACUAAGUGACACUUCUUUUUUGCUUGUAGUAACUAGUGAAGUUGUAUUUUCUUAUUCAAAAUGUCACAAAAAAGGGAUCCGGCUUGGGCGUAUGGAACUCCUAUGGGUAGUAACACAAAAGUCAACUGUAGCUUUUGUGAUGUGACAUACAAUGGCGGAAUAUUUUGUCACAAAAAGCAUCUUAUCGGUUGCUAUAGAGAUGUAAAAGUAUGUCCGAACGUCCCGGAUAAAGUGAAGGAAGAGAUCAAAGAAUAUUUGUUGAAGAAAAAUGAGUUUAAAAUUCAAAUGAACCAUGAAGCAUCCAUGUAACAUCUUGUUGAUAAUGAUGAAAUGAAUGAUGAUGAAGUUGAAGUGAAUAUGCCAAUGGGGCCUCCCUCAAAGCAUCAAAGGAUGCCUUCAAGUAGUGGGAGUGGGUCUUCCAUCAAUAGCACUAUCAAGGGUCCUAUGAAUCUCUAUUUCUCGCAAAAACCAAACGAAAAGAGAAAAGGUGGACCUAUUGACUUAGAAUCUUCUAGAAAGAUUUUGAGGGAUCGUGUUGUAUCUGCUUUUGCUAGGUGGAUGUAUGAUGCAGGGCUUCCUUUCAAUUGUGUUAAUUACACAGAGAGUUUUGGUGAAUUCAUUGAGGCAGUCGGCCAAUAUGGCCCUGGAAUGAAGCCCCCCACCUAUCAUGAGGUAAGAGUUCCUUUUCUAAAAAAGGAGGUGGAAAAGACAAACAAGAUAGUAGAAGAACAUAAGGUUCAAUGGAAAACGUAUGGUUGUUCCAUUAUGAUGGAUAAAUGGACAGCAAGGAAUGGAAAAAUGGUCAUUAAUGUUUUGGUGAAUUCUCCAAGAGGGAGUGUGUUCCUUGAAUCUUAUGAUGCUAGUGACUCUUCUACCGAUUCUAAUAAGAUGUUUAACUUGUUUGAGAAGACUAUCAUGAAGAUAGGCAAGGAAAAUGUGGUACAAGUUGUGACUGAUAAUGCAAGUGAGAACAAAAAAGCGGGUAACAUGUUGAAGGGAGUGUUCCCACAUAUUUUCUGGACUCCUUGUGAUGCUCACUAUAUCAAUUUGAUGUUUGGUGACAUUUUCAAAGAAGCCCCGUAUUCUACAGUUUUUGGUAAGGCAGUUAAGGUACAUGCUUAUAUCAAUCAAAGGGCAUUGUUGUUGAAUAUGAUGAGGAGAUACACAAAGCAAAGAAAUUUGGUAAAACCCGCCAAGACAAGAUUCGCAACAGCUUUUUUGACUUUGUAUAGUUUUUAUAAGCAAAAGAAAAAUUUGAGAACUUUGUUUAUGUCAACUGAAUGGAAUGAGAGUAUCUAUUCAAAGGAAACUCUUGGUAAAGAAGUUGCAAGACACAUCAUUAGUCCAUUUUUUUGGAAUGACGUUGUUCAAGCACUUAGAGUUGGUGGUCCUUUAAUUCAUGUACUUCGUAUGGUGGAUGGGGAGAAAAAACCACCAAUGGGUUACAUUUAUGAAGCCAUGGACAGGGCCAAAGAAAGUAUUGAAAAGGCAUUCAAUUAUGAUACAAGGAAAUAUAAGAGUGUUUUUGAAAUCAUUGAUGCAAGGUGGACAGAUCAACUUCAUCAACCUUUGCAUGCAGCGGGACACAUUUUGAACCCAGGGCUCUAUUAUAAAAAUAAUGACAUGAAGACUUUAACUGAAGAUGUGUGGCAGGGAUAUCAUAAAUGUGUUGAGAGGAUGAUCCCAGAUAAAAAUUUGCAAGACAAAAUAGGGGAGGAGCUUGGUGUGUACAUGAAAGCGGAUGGCCUACUUGGAAUUGAAUCAGCCAUUAGAGCUAGAACCUUAAGGUCACCAGGUGAGAAUUUCAUCUUUUAAUUGUGUUUAAAGCUUCAACUUUUAAGUUAUUACACAUCUUUUAAAAUAACUCUUCUACAGUUGAAUGGUGGAUGCAAUAUGGUCAUAAUGUCCCAAACUUGCAACAGUUUGCUAUUAGAGUGCAAAGUUUAACUUGUAGCGCAUCCGGUUGUG